AUGGCGACGGCAAUUUCGAAACCUACCUCACAUCCCCCCAAGAUGAAGCGGCCGCCCCCGCCUUUCGUCCCCGGUGGUGUCAAUGGGGUCAAACCUCCUCAGCAGUCAUCUUCCUCUUCCUCCCCACCCUCCACAUCGAAACGACUGCCUGGUUCUAAUCAACCGACUUCCUCACCCACCACUAAUGGUCCGGUCACGAAUGGCAUCAAUGGCUCCGCCUAUUCGACCUCCACCUCGACCAAUAAUUCAAACAAGAGUCUCCUGAAUCGGCCCAAGAAAGAUGCGCAGAAGUCGGGGGAUCAGGCGUUGCGAAACCAGAAGCAACUGGGGAAGAUGCCGACUGCGGAAAGGGAUUCCAGGCUGGGGAAGAUAUUUCCUGAACCACAUGUUAAAACGACUUCCUAUAUCCUAGGGAAAUACUCUAAAUGCCCUCCGUCCCUCAUCGUACACCUUCACCCUACUCAUUUCCGGUUUGAACAACAAGAUGGCAGUUUCCCCUACAACUCCGAGAUGAAGGUAGUCAUCGAGCAUAUCCGUGCCGGUACUGUUCCCCAUGACAUGAUGGAGGAGUUAUUACGGGCCAACGUUCGAUUCUACGAAGGUUGUCUCAUAGUUCGAGUGGUGGAUCACAAGUCAGUAUCGGCCCAAGCCAGAAAAUCGACUGCGCCAUCAACGAAUGGAAACAACACUCCUUUCUCGAUACACAACUACAAUGAACACAUCACUCCGUCGGCUUAUGUGCCAUAUCCGAAGCAAAAUCAGUUAACUUCCGAGGCCGCUGGUACGAAGACAGAAGCGGCCGCCGGCAACCAGUCAGACGAGAAGGACAAAGAAGAGUCAACGGGCAAUUCGGAAAGUUCUAAAAAGGAGAAUGACUCGGCUGCAUUACAAAAGCAGCCCCCGGCGAAGCCGCGGGUGUUCACGACCGUCCUUCAUCCUACUCCUCGCUCGCUACAGGCGGAACUCACGUUGCUUGCUACCACGCCUGAUCCUCGUGCAGCAAAACAGUCCGCCACACACUCGAGCACCCGCCCGCAACCCUCGUCUUCUACAGCCCCGCAGUCUCCAGUGGUGGCUUCUAAUCCACCGGACCGAGGCCAUGUUGCAAAGCGACAGAAGAUGCUAGUAGAACCACAGGACCUAUUGGAAUGUGAAUCUAAACUAACGCGAGCGUUGGCGUCGCCUCUUUUCUUGGAUCCAGUGGAGAGUCUGGAAGCAGCGCAAGAUCUACUGAAAUAUUUGGAAAGUCCCCUUCAUUGCGCUCCACCCCCGUCUCCGAAGAGAAGGAAGCGAACUGUGGCAGAGCUCGCUGCCGACGAGGCCCUCGCGGCGGAGGAGGAGCGGUUUAUGCUCAUCAUGGACGAAAGAUUGGAGCCGGCCACGUCAGGAGCUGCUGGUGGACCAAAGUCCGCUGCUGUUGACGACACCGGUGGCGGUGCGCCAUUCGAACCGCGCUUCUCAAGAUUCAAGACACUGGAGAAUAUCCGCAUGCAGCAUGAGGAGAAGGCCAAGCGGGAACACGAGAUCAAAGUCAAGCAAGAACUGGCCAAGCGACAGCAACAGGAACAGGAAAGAGAGAGGCGGAGGCUGCUGGAGCAGCGUCAAGCAGAGGAGCAUGCCAAAGAGGAAGCUCGAAGGCAGCAUCUGGCCGCGCAACAGGCCCAGGCACAGCUUGCUGCACAGCAGCAGAACCGACAUGUCAUGACACAGGCAAACGGGAUCAGCCAGGCCCCCCAAUCGUCACCGGUGGUUCGCAAUCAGACACCUCUCAACGCCUCGUCACCACUGGUCGGCAGUACGAUGGUCACACAAGCUGGCGUUCCCAUGAGCAUGACAUCUUCUGCGCAGGGUGCAGGAAGCCCGCCGCGGCCCCCGUCGGCCUUACAACACGGUCAUCCGAAUAUGAUGAGCCAUCCGAUGGCGCCGUCGAGGAGCCAGCAGGGCCAGAGUCGGCACGGCACUCCUCAGAUGACUCAGGGAACACCGGCCAUGUCCCAUGCAACUCCGAUUAUGCGCAACGUCACACCCACCCAGCGCAUGAGCCACGGCAGCCCAAGCCAGUCGACCAUGGCUGCAACACCAGUAAUGAGCCAAGCCAUGAUGAACACCCCGCAGAUGGGAGGCGGUAUGGGUCUUACGCCUCAACAACAGCAAAUGAUACUGCAACGGCAGCAGUUACUCGCGCAACACGGACAACUCGGACCCGCUCAGUUCACACCGCAGCAGCUUGCCCAGUUGCAAGCGAACGCGCAUGCUCAGCAAAACAUUCAGUCACAUCAGCAGCAGAUGAUGCAAGCUCAGCAGCAGAAUCACCAGGCGCAGCAGCAGAAGCUGGGGAACCAGCAGACAUAUCAAGCUUCACUGCUGCGAAGCCAGUGGUCCCAGAUGCAGAUGGCUCAGCAGCAGCAGACGCAGGGCCAGCAGCCACAGCCUCAACAAGGCCAGGUCCAUCAGGGCAGCCCGCAAAUGACUCCUCAGCAGCAGCAGCAGCAGCAGCAGCAGCAACAACAGAUGAUGAUGGCGGCAGCUGCUCAGGCCAAUGCUGGACACAUGCCGCAGAAUUUCCAGGGCGUCAAUAUGGCGCAGCGGUACAGCCAACUCUACCAACAGCGCCUGCUACGUCUCCGGCAGGAGAUGUCUACUCGGUUUAUGGCUCAGUAUGGGCCCCCAACGCAAUAUCCGCCCCAUAUUGCACAGCAGUAUAGCAUUGGACUCGAGCGGAGCGCCAAAGCCUGGGUGCAGGAGAUUAUACGGCGUGAACGUGAAGCGGCUCAGCAGCAACGUGCCUCGCAAGUGGCAGCUGUUCAGGCGCAGGUCAUGCAGCAACAACAGCAGCAGAAUAUGAUGCACAAUGCCAUGGGGAAGUAG
Molecule: messenger RNA, 2868 nt
Organism: Aspergillus udagawae
Lineage: Eukaryota; Fungi; Ascomycota; Eurotiomycetes; Eurotiales; Aspergillaceae
Exons: 3
Coding region: 1-2868 (955 amino acids)
Biological process (GO): regulation of transcription by RNA polymerase II
Cellular component (GO): SAGA complex
Molecular function (GO): transcription coregulator activity
Source: RefSeq, a predicted model, not a curated record